Strongylocentrotus purpuratus (purple sea urchin) is the source of this 5050-nucleotide messenger RNA. Its product is annotated as T-box transcription factor TBX3. Lineage: Eukaryota; Metazoa; Echinodermata; Echinoidea; Camarodonta; Strongylocentrotidae. The record is from RefSeq and is a predicted model, not a curated record. The transcript is spliced from 7 exons. Gene Ontology annotation, molecular function: RNA polymerase II cis-regulatory region sequence-specific DNA binding; DNA-binding transcription factor activity, RNA polymerase II-specific. The coding region runs from base 600 to 2450 and encodes 616 amino acids. Gene Ontology annotation, cellular component: nucleus. Gene Ontology annotation, biological process: cell fate specification; positive regulation of DNA-templated transcription; regulation of transcription by RNA polymerase II.
AUUCAACAAAGAGUGCGCUCGCGAGAAAAUGCGUGCUUUUGUGCCUGCAUAGAGCAAAGCUGUCGCCUCAACUCAUGAUCAUGCUGCAGAAAGAGUACCCUCUCGAUGGCGGACUCAUGGGCGUGGUCACUGUGCUGGUGAUGGACGUGCGCAUUGGACCAAUCAGCGCCCGUUGUAAGUCGCGCUUGUCUAAACGGUAUAACCUAGUCGGAGGCACUUCAUAAUAGGUCUUUAAUUGGUGUUUCGGCACGAUCUCCGAUGAAUCCACGUAAAGAACCAUUUUUUUUCAUACUGUUCUUCCUCCUCAGUUCUCACCGGGACGUGAAUCUGGAGAUAUAAAUAAAACCAUUCUCGCUCUCUCGACACCAAGUUUUUCACGAGUGCACCAAGGUUGGGAAUGCGCGCACGGUGGCAUUGUUUUUUCUCCCACUCUCUCUUCCCUCUGUACUUCACCCCAAAAAGCGAGAUCUCUACUCUGGACUUGAGAAGUUCGUCGCCGACAUCGUUCGAUUUUGUCGCCCCCUUGGAAGUUUGUUAGCGGCUGAUUGUAGGCUUGUUUCUUGACUCUCUCUUUCUCUCGGUGGUGGUGACAAGUGGGAAUGAUGUAUGACGGUAGCGAGGAAUACCUCAACCAUCAUCGUGCCCGGGCUCACGCCUUUGCUCUCAACAGCAUCGUGCCCCCAGCACCUAGGAGCUUCUCCUACCCAGGUCUACCCAUGCAGUCGUCGAAUCAUAAUUCGUUGGGAUUCUCAGACCGGAGCAGUCACUUUGGAGAUUUCACCCCGCUGCCAGCCCCGCCAAGCGACCACAAGACCGCUGCUGCUGCCGCGGCUACCCAGCAGAUGAUGGCGGCGGCAGCAGCGAUGCGCCCGCCAGACCUGUCGGCCCAGAACCCUGCCACCAAAGACAUCAAGGUGACGCUAGAAGGAAGGGAGCUCUGGACCAAGUUUCAUGAGAUCGGAACCGAAAUGAUUAUCACAAAAGCGGGAAGGCGGAUGUUCCCGACCUUUCGUUGCAGCAUCACGGGGCUGGAGCAGAAUGCCAAGUACAUUCUCCUCAUGGACAUUGUCCCCGUGGAUGACACCCGUUACAAGUACCACAACUCGGAAUGGGUGGUGUCCGGUAAAGCAGAACCCCACAUGCCCAGCCGGCUCUACAUCCACCCGGACUCUCCGGCCACCGGGGCGGUCUGGAUGAAGCAAGUGGUCACCUUCCACAAGCUCAAGCUGACCAACAACAACUUGGACCAGCACGGACAUGUGAGUAGCAUUAUCAUUCUAAAUUCGAUGCACAAGUAUCAACCCCGUUUUCACAUCGUGCAGGCAAACGAUGUGUUCAGUCUACGAUGGAACAGCUUCGUGACUUUUGCCUUCCCCGAAACCACCUUCAUCGCCGUCACAGCCUACCAGAACGAAAAGAUUACCCAACUCAAGAUCGACCAUAAUCCUUUCGCCAAAGGCUUCCGGGACAACGGAAUGGCAAGAAGGGGCUCACGGCUGGCUCUCAAGCGAUCCAACUCCAAGAUGGAUGAGCUGGACGAGGAGAAGAAGGACGUAAAUGAUAACACUGGCAGUGAUGGAGGGAAAGGAGAUUAUUCGGUCACCAAGAAGGAGAAGUCGGAUAACUGCGGGCUUCUCUCUGACCUCGGCUCGACCACGGGCAGCUCUAGCGGGGAAGCUUCUGGCAGUCAACUGACUUGUACCUCACCGGACAACGGCGUUGGAUUCAACGUCGAUAUCUUGGGACAUCAGUCGGACGCAAUGAGUGACGACCUGACGAAAUCGCGAUCCAUGUCGAAGACGGGAUCGUCUAUGGGUCAACCGAAGCGGAGAUUGAGCGGUAGCGGACUAGGUGCGAUCGAUGGCGGCGUGAACGGUUGCGAUGCGAGGUUGUCUGAUUAUAACACGGGAAAUGGAAUGGUCGAUACGUUAUCGCCCUGUUACACGCAGGACGGUGUCAUGGAUGACAACGGACUCGGCUCGGUGCAGCCCGCCACCGCGCUCGCCGUCGCCCAAAUGGCAAAAGACAGUGUUCAUCCGAGCUACUCAGCGAGAUCGAUGACCACGAUGGGUGGGAUGCAGAGUCCCAGUUACUGUUCAGGACAAGGCAUGGGGCUUCAGGGUUCGAGCGGCAUGUACAUGCAGUCAUUCGAGCCGCACACGACGGCGACAUCCAUGUACAACACGAGCAAUACGGGUUAUCACCAUCAUCACUCUUCCAGCGGAAUCGGGAGCCAUCUCCACGCCGCGCAGCAAGCCCAGGCGCAUGCGAGACACCUCGCGCAGCAGUCAUCCUUCCCGACAUGCAAUAGCAUGUCAUCCAUUCACGCAUCCGCUCAAUUCCUGCAUCACGGUAGUCAUAGCAACCCGACAGACGCCAUGAGUAUGAACAUGAACAUGCAUAUGACCAAUCAUCCGUUCCCAUCGCACUCAAUGAAGUUUCCCGUCUGAGAAAACAUAAGUCAAAGAGACGGACUGAACUCAAACAGACUAUUCGACAAAAACGAUUUUGUAAAUUUAUCCUUGUACAAAAACUCUAAUAGCGAGAUUGGAUCAUUGUGGUCUAUCUGAUCUACACGAAACAAGCAUUUCGGGGAUUAUUGUUACGUAGUUCAUGUUUAAUGAUGUUCUUUCUUUUUUAAUGCAUUGGUUUGAUAUUUUGUGAGUUUAUUGAGUUGAUAAUGCUUCGUGAAAUAAAAUGUUUAAAAGAAAAUUUAUAAUAUUCUGGAAGGAACGUUCUGAGAGAAACUUUUAUAGUGAUCUUUUACCUGCAUUAUUCAUUUUGUUUUGUCCACCUUAAUUUUGUGUUUUUCUUUCUAAAAGAUAAUGUCAAAAUGCAUUUUAUUAUUCUUAUUCCACCAUCUUCAUUUUGUCAGCAUAUGCGUAAUUCAUUCCUCUCAGUCAGUUUAUAGCAUUUCUUUUCUCUUGUCCAUUUUCAUUCAUAAAUGUUCAUUAAGCUUCUCCCAGUCUUAAAGUCUUUCUCGUCUGCCUUGCCACCAUUCAUAUUCCCGUUGCUUGCUCACUCUUUAUCUAUCUCAACAACUCAGUAUCCCGUGGAGUUAGUCUUAUAUUUUGGUAACGAACAAAAAAAAACAUUUAAAAGAAUUAUGCCAGACUUAUAACAAGUACUUAAAAGAAAACAAGAUAAACAGGACAAUCAGUCUGAUAAUCCCGACAAAUAAAACACAUAUUCCCAUCAUAAUUAGUAUUCGUUCGUUCGUUAGUUUAUUCAUUUCAUUUUCAUAAAAAACACAGCAAAUGCAAAUAAACAUACAAGUAUAUAUUAUACAAAGAGUGUUCAGUUCAUACGAAAACUUCAAUUGAAAUGAGAGAACAUAGGAAAAGCUAUAUGGUUUCUGUCCAGAGGUUGUACUCAUAUAAAGUUCUCCUAAAGUUUAUAUCAUAUUUUCCGGCCGGUGCUGACGACCAAUAAUUUAUUGAAUGAUAAAUUCUAGAAGACGGCGUUAAACUGGCUGGUAUGAAACGCACUUCCUAUAACAGAACUCGAAAUACUACAUUUGCUGUUGCGAUGGAGACCUGUUUGGAUACAAACACGUGUAUGAUGAUUUGAAUAAUGACUAUUAUCAAGUCCACUCUCCUUUGAAAUUAUAAAUGUGAGUUCAAACAUAAAACGAAUUGCUCAUCCCAUUUUUUUUUUAUUAGACUAGCUUCAGAACACUGCAUUGUAAUAUUCCACCUUCUAAAUAUACAUUAUAUUAUUUGAGUUUUUUUCUAUUUAUUCACUAUAAAAAGUUCAAAAUGUUUAUUUCUUUCAUUAGUUUCUACAAGGGCAGAAAUAUUAACCAUGCUUUAACAUUUUAAAGAAAUUGAAUUAGAGUUUUACUUACUCGAAAAAUGAUAGUAGGCUUAAUUUGUUUUAGAAGAAACCUAUUUCAAGCACUGAUUUCACCACUAUCUACCUUUUUCAAUUGUUCCAGUUAUCAUUUUUUUCAAGUUUUGCGUGGAUUUUUAUGGAAUAUUUCUGUUAAAUAACAUUAUAAAAACAUAAUUAAGAUGAUAACAUUAGGCGGUUGAAAUACGGUUGAGUUCAAAAUAGAAUCCGUAACUGUUAUUUAGAAUUUUCUGAUCCAUUUACGAGAAAUAUUGAAAAUCAAGAUAACCGUUAUAUAUAUUUGUCCUGUUCUCAAUAUAUGCGAUGUAAUCGCAAAUGCUUUUAAAUGAUCAGGGAAAGUGAAUCUAUAUCUGUCUAAUUAAUGUUCGUUUGCGUCUACGUAGGCUUUCUUUAAUAAGAAGCAGAAGAGUUUUGUAAAUAUUUAUUUCCAAGUAAUAGUCAUGUAAAUUCUGUUGCAACUAAUUUAUUAAAGGUUUUUAAAACCUUAAUGCUCUUUGUAACCCUAGAAAAUUUAAUAUAAAUGAAAUUAUUGCUUUGACAUAAUUAUGUAUAGUUCAUGUUUUUAUCUGCUUUCAUUUUUUUUUGCACUUGAGCUGUCGUUCAUGUACUUUUUUGUUGUUCAAGUAUGUAGAGAUUAUUUCGAGGAAGAAAAUACUCAAACUUAGAAUCAAUAUGAAGAGAGAAUUAUGAGAUGGACUAAAUCUGUAAAUUACCGACUUCUUGCUCGAUUUAUUGAGAUCAUUUUAUUUGGCUUUAGUUUAUAUAAGAAAGAUGUGUAAAAGUUUAAACUCAACAGAAAUGGUGCCGUAUCGUAGCAUAAACGUGUUUUCAACUAUUUAUUUAUACAAUUACCAGUACGACUUAAACUGGUUUAUAGCAAAGGUUUUAAGUAUAAUCCGUUAUUUCGUUUCUAGUUAAAGCAUACAUUCCACGUAUGAUUUUGGUAGAAGGAUAUCAUUUUAUUCAAUUUUCUCUCUUUUUUCUCGAAAUGAGCUUUGAAAGUGCAAUCAUUCAUAAGAAUUCUACUCAAAGUAUGAAAAUUAUGAGAGUUCAGAAUAUGUUUGUAUAAAUAUCUUUAGCCUAUCUGCUUUAGAAAUAUUGAAUUUGUAUGUAUAUAAUAGGUUUGAUAGCAGAUACGAGACAUUACAUUUUUUGCUGUUAUUGUUAUUUGUGAAUAUAUUAACCGAGAAAAUUGAAA